CCUGAAGAAACAAUCUUAAGGCAUGUUGUUGACAGGAGCAAUCAGCACAAUAUAUAGCUCCAGGGGAGAAAAUCAGUGGCACACGGCGCCAUGGCUUCUGACGCAGGUUCUUCAGCUGGUGAUCCCACCCUGAGGAGAAGAAUCGAACCCUGGGACUUUGAAGCAAUCUUUGACCCCAGAGAACUCCGUAAAGAGGCCUGUCUGCUCUAUGAAAUCAAGUGGGGCACGUGCCACAAGAUCUGGCGACACUCAGGCAAAAACACCACCAGGCACGCUGAAGUCAAUUUUAUAGAAAAAAUCACUUCAGAAAGACAAUUUUGCUCGUCCACCAGCUGCUCCAUCAUCUGGUUCUUAUCCUGGAGUCCCUGCUGGGAAUGCUCCAAGGCUAUUACAGAAUUUUUGCGUCAACGGCCUGGUGUGACUUUAGUUAUUUAUGUGGCACGGCUUUAUCACCACAUGGAUGAACAAAACCGACAAGGACUCAGGGACCUCAUUAAGAGUGGUGUGACUGUCCAGAUCAUGACAACCCCAGAGUAUGAUUACUGCUGGAGGAAUUUUGUCAACUACCCACCUGGGAAAGACACUCACUGCCCAAUAUAUCCCCCUCUGUGGAUGAAGCUAUAUGCACUGGAACUCCACUGCAUAAUUUUAAGUCUUCCUCCCUGUUUAAUGAUUUCAAGAAGAUGUCAGAAACAGCUUACAUGCUACAGGCUUAAUCUUCAAAAUUGCCAUUACCAACAGAUUCCACACCAUAUCCUUUUAGCUACAGCAUGGAUAUAACUUCCUGUGACUUGGAGAUGAAUAGAAUGAUUCUUUGCAGGCAAUGAUGAUUCACUAAUGAUUGAAUGUCAUUAGUUAGAAUCUAGAAUUUUUUUUGUUUCUGUUACUAUAAAUUUACAAAUUAUAAAUUAUCUGAAAAA
Messenger RNA from Myotis myotis, 920 nucleotides. RefSeq names its product apolipoprotein B mRNA editing enzyme catalytic subunit 1 (gene APOBEC1). Gene Ontology annotation, molecular function: zinc ion binding; RNA binding; cytidine deaminase activity. Gene Ontology annotation, cellular component: cytoplasm; nucleus. The transcript has 5 exons. Bases 91 to 780 code for a protein of 229 amino acids. The record is from RefSeq and is a predicted model, not a curated record. Gene Ontology annotation, biological process: cytidine to uridine editing. Lineage: Eukaryota; Metazoa; Chordata; Mammalia; Chiroptera; Vespertilionidae.